CCACUCAUAAGCACAACGCUGCACUGAGGUAAGACCCUGUCUUCGUCUGACUCACUUUCUGGGGGAGAUGCUGUUUUAGGAGGACACGGUUCAUGUAGCUGGUAACUGUUCUUCAUGAGCAAAGUGUACAUCAGUCAUCGGACUUUGAGAAGAGGAUCCCUGCAACUAUAUAGGUCAAAGUUUACGCUCCCUGUCUGUCACUCUUUAGAUGGGUGCAACACUAUGGAGGGGCUAGAGAGCAGCACGUAAGAGGUUGGCCGGGUCACCGGAGCAGAAACAUUGAGGACCAAUCCAUAUUGAGGUCUGUGAUGCGAAGCGGAGAGAGCUUCUGUGAAUAUUGUGACGGAAGAUGGGAUGUCUUUGACUGUGCAGCGAAAUGAGCAUGACCUUCAUUCUGCCCUGAGUCUAGUAACAAGUGAAGACUUUGUCCAGCUUGUAGAAGCAUCCGGUACCUAAUAGAAAGAAACAGAAGGGGGAACAAAGGGAGGACAGAGAAGGAGAGACUGGAGAGGUAGAGUGUGGACGAGAGAAGAAGAAAAAGAAGAAUAGUACAGAGUGGAAGUGAGAGAGAGAAAGAGACCCAUUUUUCAAGAUGGAUCUGAGUCUGCUCAAGGCUCUGGAACGAGAGAAGGUUCUAGAGGUUCUUCAGAGGGACAGACUUCUGCGCAGCACGGAGGAGGACAGGAUCAGGAGGCUGAAGAUAGAACUACAGGACAUCCGGAGGAAAGGUGCAAAGAGUUUUGCCCGGCAAUACAGCGAGAGGACGUGCGCCCGUUGUCAGAGGCCACUGGGCAAGUUAUGGAACUCGGGCGCUGUGUGCCGAGGCUGCAGUCACCGCAUCUGCAACAAGUGCCGCGUGGGCGUGUCCAUGCUGGACUGGAAGUGCACCGUCUGCCACGCCUACAGAGAGGUGAAGUUCAGGUCUGGGGAGUGGUUUGUAGAAGAGAGGGCCAAGAAAUUUCCACCUGAUGCAGAUAUGCAUGAGACUAUUGGGGAGAAACUACUGAAGUCCUACCAGAGGUUGAGUCAUAUAGCAGUCGUGCCGCCAACCCCUCCACCCUAUUACGACGGUCUAUCCGUUAGCAGAUCAGGGGGACUGAAUAACUCCUUGAAAAAACCCUUCACCAAGUCUAUGGAGGGUCUGAUGGUUUCCCUCACCAGCCACAUGAGAAGGUUCUCCAGAUCACAGGAGGAUGUGCGAGUGGAACAGGAUCGGCUUACAGUGUACAAUAGACGGGGGCAUAGUGCUGGCCAGAAAAGCCUCUCUGACACGAACAUCAACAAAUCCACCAAUCUAACCAAAGGCCCCAGUCUUCCCAACCUGUUCAGGAAGAGCCGGAAUGACGACCAAAGCGGUUCCUCAUCGGAGGCUGAUGAGGACAUUUCCCUCGGCGCAGAGUACUUAGGGGGAAAGAGGGGCAGUAGUGCUAGUAGCACUGGUACAGACUGUGAUCUCUCGGAGAUCAGCAGUGUGAUGGGAGAGCUAGAGCUCGCCAUCGCCUUCAACGACAUCACUUCCUGCCUGGAGAUCACAAUCUGCGGCUGCAGAAACUUGGCCUAUGGAGAUCUCAAAAGGAAGAAGUGUAAUCCGUAUGUAAAGGUGUAUCUACUGCCGGAGAAGUCUCAGAGCACCAAACUGAAGACGACUGUCAAGAGGAACACGACGGAUCCCAUUUAUAAUGAAGUUUUACAGUGCCAGAUGGAGCGCCCCCUGUUGUGCAGGAGUACUCUGCAGGUGUCUGUGUGGCACUCUGGGACUCUGAAGAAGGUGUUUCUGGGAGAGGUUCUCGUCCCUCUGGAGGGGUGGAUGUUUGAGGAGAGCAACACCCAGGGCUCCAGCUGGUACCCCCUGUGUCCCAAGCCCGAGAGCCCAGAAAGGAGUAGAGUAGAGCAGGAUACAGCAGGAGAACUCCUGGUCAGAGUGAAGUUCAGCUCCAUGUCCCAGCUGUCCUGGGUUUGCCACACAGAUGAGGUUCACAUUGGACCACAUGACGUUGGCCAACUGACUGUUCUCGUCACUGGUGUCAAAAACCUACCCACUAAAGCAAACAGCUGUCAGAACACCUAUGUUAAAGGGUGCUUGACUCUCCCCGGGUCCAGGGAGCUGGUCCAGAGGACCCCUGUCCUGAAGAAGAAGCCCAGUCCAGAGUGGUCUCACCAGCUGCUCUUCAGCAGGGUCACACCUUACGACCUCCAGAUCUGCACUCUGGAGCUGGACCUCUGGAACCAUAUCCCCUUCACCUUCUCAGACCGUCUCCUGGGCUGGGUUAGAAUGGAAGCUGGGUCAUCAUGGCAACUGGUGCUGCAGAUGCCCAACAUGUGGCAUGACUUCAGUUUACCCAUGCAAGCCAAUGUCAACAGCAGGAGAACAUGAUGUCAACAGAAAAGCCCAUCGCCCCAUAUGAACAGUCUCAGUACAUUAACAUUAACGCUACCUUUAGCUCCAUUUGCACUAUCAGGCCUUCGCUCUGUGAAAGUCCCUCCAGUUAGAUAUUUACCUACCAUUUGAUGACUUAUGCAUUAAAGGGAUGUUCCACUCAAAAUGAAACCUAUUAUUUUUAUGUUCAAAAUACAACCCAACAUGUUUUUUAUACUUUCCUUGGGACAUCGACAACAACUGAGGUGUGGGAAAUCAUGUUAGAUUGUAUUUUGAGUGGAAUAUGCCUUGUGCUUUAAGCAUGCUCACCUUAAUGCUUUAAUGAGUCAUUGUGAGGUGACUGUAUACAAGUGUUUUUCAUUUAUUCCUUCCCUUAGUUUCUUCUUGUCCUUUCCAUUUAUGAGUUUGUUAUAAUAAAAAGGAACAUUUGCCUCAAAGCUGUAAUCAUAAUCUUUAUUGCCAAUAUGUUGAACACCUCGUUAUAAAAUCCAGUUUAAAUAAAGGACUGUGCAUCGUCAUCGGUUACAAGGUCAGUAAAAACUAGUCUAGUACACAUCCAGAGAAAGGAGAGUCAAUGGCACUUAAGCCUCUAGUGGGGUUACAACUACCAGCAUGUGCUGAACUGGUUGAAAUGUCAUAACUUAAUUUCAACUAGUUUCUGGUUGUAAUGACAUUGUUUCAACCAGUUUUGGGUGAUGUCAUAACAUACUGACUAAAAACAUGUCAUCCUCACUUAAGAGUGACGUGAUUGGGAACAAAAAGAAAAAAGGAUCAACGUAAAUGUUUUUGUAUAAGCACAGUGCUCCUGGAGAAUAUGCAUCUAUGCCUCGGAAAUUCUGCUCGCUACCGUGAACUGCAUGGCAAAAAUCUAAAGGUCCUAUAGGAUCUCCUUAUCCUGAUUUGCUGACAUGCAACAGAAUAUUUAAUUAAAGGCCCAGUGCAGUCAAAAGUGAUUUCUCUGUGUUUCAAAUAUAUAAUUCCACAGAGGUUGGAAUAAUACUGUGAAAAUGAUAAUACCCUUUUAGUGUGAAA
Messenger RNA from Oncorhynchus keta (chum salmon), 3409 nucleotides. RefSeq names its product synaptotagmin-like protein 3. The record is from RefSeq and is a predicted model, not a curated record. Gene Ontology annotation, cellular component: plasma membrane; exocytic vesicle. Gene Ontology annotation, molecular function: small GTPase binding; neurexin family protein binding. The coding region runs from base 593 to 2374 and encodes 593 amino acids. The transcript is spliced from 16 exons. Gene Ontology annotation, biological process: exocytosis; intracellular protein transport. Lineage: Eukaryota; Metazoa; Chordata; Actinopteri; Salmoniformes; Salmonidae.